AUGGAGAAGGCCGACUACAGUGAAAAGGUCGAAAAGACCGGUCCCAUCGUCUCGGUCUCAAGCAGCAGUAGCAGCACCAAAAGCGAGACCGCGCCACCCCUGACAGGCAACCACCACCACCCAUCGUCCCCCGGAGCCUCGCCACAAGAGGAAUACACCGUCGUCUCAUUCGAACCCAACGACCGCGCCAACCCCCACAACUGGUCAUUACUAACCAAAUCCCUAAUCUUCCUCUCCGCCUUCCUCUCCACAACAACCACCUCCUUCUCCUCGACCCUCCCCUCCAACUUCUCCCCCUCCCUGCCCGUCCUCUUCGCCGUCCCCGACCCCUCCGGCCCCCAGCGCGUGCUGCCCGCCUCGCUGUACCUCGCCGGCUUCGUCUUCGGCCCGCUGGUCUGGGCGCCCCUGAGCGAGUCGCCGCUGGUGGGUCGUUGGAGGGUGCUGGUGUCCGCUGCGGGGUUGUUUGUGGUUAUGUGUUUGGGCCAGGCGGUGGUCAGGGAGGGGGAUUGGGUGGGGUUUUUGGUGUUGAGGUUUUUUGGGGGGGUCGUGGCGUCGCCGCCGGAGACUAACAUCAUCACCAGGUCUGCAACAACAUUCGUUGGCCCCCUGGGUGCUCCGAUUUUAGCCGGCUAUGUGAGCACUUCUCUAGGAUGGAGGGCCGUCAUGUGGAUUGCGCUGUCUCUCGCUGUGGCCUCAUUCAUCGGCGUACUCCUCAUGCCCGAGACGCUAGCGUCUACUAUCCUGAGGAGAAAAGCGGCGCGGCUGAAUAAGGAGUUCCCAGGCACGGGGAAGGUCUUUGUGGCGCCGUCGGAUCUGAAACAGGAGAGUGCUUGGGUAGAAUAUAAAACAACUCUGUCGAGACCGUGGCAUCUGCUCUUUGGGGAGAUGGUAGUGUCGCUCUCUUGCGCGUACCUGGGUUUUGUCUACGCCGUGUUCUACAUGCUACUGCAGAUCUUCCCGCGCAUCUUCCAAGGCGUAUACAGCUUCACGCCCGGCAUGUCUGGCAUACUCUUCACCAUCAUGGGACUCGGCACGGCGACGGGCUGCUGCCUCUUCGUCUGGUACGACGGCGUGGCGCCACGCCUCAUCGCAAAGCACCCCACCAAGCGGGAGGAGUAUCUCCGACUCCCGCUGGUGUGUGCCGGCGGGCCCCUCUACGUCGCCUCCAUGCUGUGGCUGGGCUGGUCGGCGCGGUCCGACAUCCACUGGCUGGUGCCCCUAUCGUCCAUGAUACCCUACGGCCUAGCCUACCACUUGAUCUACGUGGGCAUCGUCAACUACGUCGCGGACGCGUACGGCAUCUACUCGGCGUCGGCGCUGGCAGCGAUGAGCAUGACGCGGAGCGUGCUGGGCACGCUGCUGCCGCUGGCCAUCGAGGACAUGGUGGACGGGCUGGGGAUCGCGUGGUCGUGCACGCUGCUGGCGGGCGUUAGUGCCGGCCUGGCGCUGGUCCCAUUCGGGUUCGUUGCAUACGGCGAGAGGAUUCGGGCGGCAAGCCGGUUUAGCGCGGCGCUCAAGCCUGCGGCGGCGGCAGCAAGGGAGGGGGGUGGUGUUGGUCUGGCGAGGGUCACGAGCUUGUCUGCGGUGUGA
This is a messenger RNA of Chaetomium fimeti, 1590 nucleotides long. RefSeq names its product major facilitator superfamily domain-containing protein. The record is from RefSeq and is a predicted model, not a curated record. Gene Ontology annotation, biological process: transmembrane transport. The transcript is spliced from 8 exons. Gene Ontology annotation, molecular function: transmembrane transporter activity. Gene Ontology annotation, cellular component: plasma membrane. Bases 1 to 1590 code for a protein of 529 amino acids. NCBI's taxonomy places the organism in Eukaryota, Fungi, Ascomycota, Sordariomycetes, Sordariales, Chaetomiaceae.